AUGGGCUGGUUCUCCUCAUCCUCCACACCCUCCACCUCCAAAGCCUCAGACGGCGGCUCCAUAGCCCCCGACCGCUCCUCGCGACGACAAUGCUACAUCGCCCGAGACGUCUUCUUCGACUGUCUAGAUGCAAAUAACAUAAUUGACCCCGUCCGGGACGAUAAAACUGCACGCGCCAAAUGUCCAAGGGAAAUAGUGGAAUUUGAGAGCGCAUGCUCGAAAACUUGGGUGAAUUAUUUCAAGGAGAAGCGCUUUAUGGAAUAUAAACGGGAUCAGACGAUUGCGAAGAUAAAAGCGGACGACGCUACGGCGGCCGCGGAGAGCAGGGCAGGGAAGUCGUAG
This is a messenger RNA of Paracoccidioides brasiliensis Pb18, 342 nucleotides long. RefSeq lists its product as uncharacterized. The transcript is spliced from 2 exons. Gene Ontology annotation, cellular component: respiratory chain complex IV; mitochondrion; mitochondrial intermembrane space. Bases 1 to 342 code for a protein of 113 amino acids. The record is from RefSeq and is a predicted model, not a curated record. Gene Ontology annotation, biological process: mitochondrial respiratory chain complex IV assembly.